Molecule: messenger RNA, 3519 nt
Organism: Fusarium falciforme
Lineage: Eukaryota; Fungi; Ascomycota; Sordariomycetes; Hypocreales; Nectriaceae
Exons: 2
Coding region: 1-3519 (1172 amino acids)
Source: RefSeq, a predicted model, not a curated record
AUGAAGAUUUCCAACCUCUUCGUCGCAGCUCUGAUACCCCUCAGCCAUGCAUCGCCCAAGACCGUCUCGGCGCCUGAACUGCAGCUGGUAGAGCUCCUAGAAAAGCACAACCUCGCACUUGUUCCUCGGUCAGAGUUGACAGAUGCGCUGAAGGAGCUCAACGUGCUACUCAAGAGCAGCGCCAGUCUCCGAUCGCCAGUCUUGCUCAAGCGCCAAAAUGCCACAGACUCGGGUUCCAGCUCGAGUUCAGAUGAUGGAGACUCCAGCAACCGGGGCAUAAGUAUUCCUGGGCUCGGUGACCUAGGAGAGUCUCUCGGCGGCCUUACCAAGGCGCUCGGAAAUCUCGAAGGUCUUUUGAAAGCUCUCGGUGACUUGCUCACCCCCGAGUUUCUCCAAGCUUUCCACGAUGCCAUGGUCUACCUCGCCGCGACCUUGAAGCCGCCUGUUCCCAACACCAUCAGGGCACUUCUCACAAAGGCUGGUCCACUCAUUGAUGUGGUGUCAGAACUGGACUUGAAAGGACUGGUCGAUGAGAUUAAAGAUGUCGAUAUCGCUGGCAUUGUCAACAAGGUCCUUAAGCUCCUCACAACCGACAAUCUCAACAACAUUGACAAUCUUUUGUCAAAUGGUGCAGCUCUUCUGACACCCGGCUUUGUCAACGGCACACAGUCUCUCAUUCAAGAUGUUUCGCCUUUACUUGGUGAUUUGUCUCCACUACUCAAGAAGCUGACGGAUCUUGACCUUGACGGGAUACUCGAAGCUUUGGGACCCCUGCUUAAGAAGGAGUCCAUCGAAGAUGUCGUGAAGCUGGUUGAUAGCGCACAAACAUUGCUGUCGCCAACUUUCGUCAAGCAAAUCCAAUCCCUGGUUAAGGACGUCUCGCCCCUGCUAGGUGAUCUAUCGCCACUCCUCAAGAAGCUUACAGAUCUUGAUCUUGAUGGCAUUCUUGAAGCUUUGGACCCGCUUCUCAAGAAAGACUCGAUCGAAGAUGUUGUUUCUUUGGUCAAAAACGCAGGAAAUCUACUGUCGCCCAAUUUCGUCAACCAGACACAAUCCCUCAUCGAAGACAUCGGCCCCGUACUCGGCGACAUCUCACCGCUUCUGAAAGAGCUUACAAAACUGGAUCUCGAAGGCCUCUUGGACGCCAUUAAGCCGUUGUUCACCGAGGACUCGAUCAAAGGCAUCGUCAGUCUGUUGAAGAAUGCCGGUGACCUCUUGACGCCAAAAUUUGUUGAUCAGACCCAAGGGCUCAUCGGCGGGAUUGGUCCAGUAAUCAAGGAUCUUUCUCCAUUCCUGAAGGAACUCACAAAGUUGGACCUCGAAAACAUCUUGAAAGCGCUGCAGCCGCUUCUCAAGGAAGACUCUAUCAAGAGUAUCGUGGCCCUUGUCAAGAAUGGAGGAGACCUCUUGACACCCAAGUUCGUUGAUCAGACGCAAGAGCUCAUCGGCAGCGCAUCACCGCUGAUUGACAAAUUGUCUGACAUUGACAUCAAGGGGGUCCUGGAUGCUUUGAAGCCGGUUCUCACCAAGGACUCGAUCCAGGGAAUUGUACAGCUUUUGCGCAACGCAGAAUCGCUGUUGACAAAAGAUACUGUCACAAGUCUGAAGUCACUUCUUUCUACCGCAUCUCCGUUGAUCAAGAAGCUCUCGGAUAUCGAUCUGAAAGGAGUCCUUGAUGCCUUGGCACCAAUCUUGACCAAGAAUUCGAUUCAGGGCAUCGUGAACUUGCUGCGAAAUGCCGAGUCGUUGUUGUCAAAGGAUGCCGUCACGAGCAUCAAGUCUCUCUUGUCAAGCGCUGGGCCGCUCAUCGACACCCUUGCAGACAUCGAUCUUGCAGGCGUCUUGAAAUCCUUGGCGCCUCUACUUACCAAGGAAUCUGUCAAUGGCAUCGUCGGGCUCCUCGAGAACGCUGAGUCUCUCCUGACGAAGGCCACGGUCAAGGACAUCAAGACUCUCCUCUCAAGCGCAGGUCCUCUCAUCAAUGGCCUUGGCAAGAUUGACUUGAAGGGAGUCCUUGAUGCACUACAACCCCUUCUUACCAAGGACUCCAUCAAAGGUUUGAUUGACUUGCUCGGAAACGCUGAGGAUCUCUUAACCAAGGAUACCGUCAAGAGUAUCAAGUCACUUCUUUCGAGUGCAGCCCCCCUUAUCACCAGUCUAGGAAAGAUUGAUCUGAAAGGGGUCCUUGACGCAUUGGCACCCUUGCUCACCAAGGAUUCCAUCAAGGGGCUGGUUGCGCUUCUCAACAAUGCCGAAGAUCUUCUCACCAAGAAUUUUGUCUCUCAAACGAAAUCUCUGAUCUCCAAGGCCGCACCUCUCCUCGACAGUCUAGACAAGGCCGACUUGAAGGGCUUGCUUGACCAAGUGGGACCACUCUUGAAGGAGAUCAGCAAGCUUGAUCUGGACAAGCUGCUGGCUGCCGUCCAACCCUUGCUCACGUCUGAUUCAAUCAAGGGUAUCGUUCGCCUCCUGGACAAUGCCGAAGAUUUACUGACGAAGAAAUUCGUCAAUGAGACUCAAUCAUUGAUCUCUGGGGCGGUUCCUCUGAUAUCCGCACUCGGUGAAGUUGACCUCCCUGAUCUGAUCGAUCAGAUAUCUCCUUUGCUUUCGGAAAUCAGCAAGAUCGACCUCGUGAAGCUGGUCAAGAAACUGUCACCCCUACUGGAUGAGAUCAGUGAUCUUGACAUUAAAGGCCUUUUCGAUGCUAUCUCGCCCUUGCUCUCCCCUGACGGCGUGAAAGACAUUACGGAACUGCUGGGCAACGCAGAGAACUUGCUCACCAAAAGGUUUGUCAAUCAGACACAUACUCUUAUUGACGAAGCUGUUCCUCUGGUCUCAGCCCUGGGCGAAAUCGACUUAAAGAAGCUUAUUCGUCAACUGCAACCUUUGCUUGAAGCACUUGGGGAAAUUGACUUCAUGGACCUGAUAGAGAAGGUCAAGCCAUUGCUUAAUGCUCUUUCGAAGAUUGACCUGGCUGGCUUGGUGAAGAAGAUCCUUCCGAUACUUGACUCAUUGGAGGAGAUAGAUCUCGAGGCCAUUUUCAAUGUUUUGAAGCCGUACCUUACUCCCAAGACUCUGAAGGGCUUGCUUGGUCUUGUGGGCAACGCCGAAGACCUUCUCACUGACAAAUUUGUCAAUCAAACCCAUACACUCAUAGGAGGUGCAGUGCCAUUGAUCAACGUCUUGAACAAGGUCGACAUCGAAGGACUAUUCGGGAUCGUUGAACCGCUGCUGAAGGAGUUGGACGGCAUUGACCUGACAGGUCUCGUCGACGCCGUAAAGCCUCUUCUCAACGCCCUCAAGAAGAUUGACAUCAAGGGAAUUGUUGAACAGGUGUUGCCUUUGAUCACGCCUUCCAGUGUCAAGGGCAUUUUGGGGCUCUUGGGCAACGCUGAAUCUCUCCUGAGUCGGACAUUUGUGUCGCAAGUGUCGGAGCUCAUUGGUGAUGCAACACCGCUCGUUGCUACUGUAGCAGAUCUUGUUCACGCUGUGCUGAAGGAGUUGAUGGGAAGAACGUAA